Puntigrus tetrazona (Sumatra barb) is the source of this 1052-nucleotide messenger RNA. RefSeq names its product transmembrane p24 trafficking protein 1b (gene tmed1b). Gene Ontology annotation, cellular component: endoplasmic reticulum-Golgi intermediate compartment; endoplasmic reticulum; Golgi apparatus. The coding region runs from base 244 to 924 and encodes 226 amino acids. NCBI's taxonomy places the organism in Eukaryota, Metazoa, Chordata, Actinopteri, Cypriniformes, Cyprinidae. The transcript has 4 exons. Gene Ontology annotation, biological process: Golgi organization; endoplasmic reticulum to Golgi vesicle-mediated transport; intracellular protein transport. The record is from RefSeq and is a predicted model, not a curated record.
AUUAAGCGUCUUAUCGAUGAUUGUUUUACUCUUCACAGCGUCGCGGGGUUUGAUGACACGCCCCCGCGUGUAACGCGCGUCCCUGCGCGCUGAUUGGCUGCGGGACGGACACUCGGUGCGCUCCGAUUGGCUGAGCGCCGCAGCAAAAGUUGAGCUACGGAAGCGGAACACGUCCGCCGCGGGACGGAGGCUUUUAACGGAGUUCCGAACGCCGUUUAAAAGGCUCUUUCUGCGCGUUCCAGCAUGGGCGGCGCGCCGCGGACACGCGUGUCUCUGCUCGGGUGCGUCGCGCUGUUCAUCGCCGCCGGGAACGCGUUCAGCCCCACGGACAGCGAGUUCACGUUCCUGCUGCCAGCGGCCAGCAAAGAGUGUUUCUACCAGAGCGCCGUGCGGAACGGCAGCAUCGAGAUCGAGUACCAGGUGAUCGCCGGAGCAGGUAUGGAUGUGGAUUUCUCCAUCGUCUCUCCUCAGGGCGUCCACCUGGUCUCGGAGUAUCGGCGUUCCGACGGCGUUCACAUGGUGGAGCCUGCGGAGGCGGGAGACUAUCAGAUCUGCUUCGACAACAGCUUCAGCAGGUUCUCUGAGAAGAUGGUCUUCUUCGAGGUCAUCCUGGACCACCCGGCCAAUGACGCGGGAGCGGACGACGAGUGGGCGGGGCUUGGGGAGCCAGAGAGCCUAUUAGAGUACAAGCUGGAUGACAUAAAGGAGUCGAUGGAGACGGUUCACCGGCGUCUGGAGCGUAGUCGUCAGAUGCAGACGGUGCUGAGGGCCUUCGAGGCGCGUGACAGGAACCUGCUGGAGGACAACCUGUGGCGGGUCUCCUUCUGGUCCUGUGUGAACCUGCUGGUGCUGCUGAGCGUGGCUCUGACUCAGGUCUACACCGUCCGCCGGCUCUUCGACGACCGGAGGAGGGUCUGCUCCUGAGAGGACUUCAGGACGUCUGGAGAAAUGUGAACGUGUGCCGUUAUCGUCCAAGGGAUUCUUCUGUACAGCUGUGUGUUUUUUUAAAGAGUUUUACACAUUAAAUCUAAUAAAAGGGUUGUAUGUUUGUA